Molecule: messenger RNA, 529 nt
Organism: Neodiprion virginianus
Lineage: Eukaryota; Metazoa; Arthropoda; Insecta; Hymenoptera; Diprionidae
Product: larval cuticle protein LCP-17-like
Exons: 2
Coding region: 48-422 (124 amino acids)
Cellular component (GO): chitin-based extracellular matrix
Molecular function (GO): structural constituent of chitin-based larval cuticle
Source: RefSeq, a predicted model, not a curated record
CGAGGGGAAGCUGAUGCAGUCAGAUCAGGUUCAUCCUCUGUCCCAUCAUGAACGCUUUACUGGUAUUCACCGUCUUAUUCGCCGGCGCCUGCGUGGCCGACGUUUCCCACGUCGUAAACCAAAAGCCCGUUAUCGAAAUCCUGAAGUAUAACCAGGACGCACGUCCUGAAGGAGAUUGGAACUUCGAUUUCGAGACGCAAAACGGCAUCGCCACCAAGGUGGAGAGCGACGCUGACGGGGAAAUGCGGGGAGAAUAUCACUACGUCGACCCUAAUGGCAAUCCCGUCGAUGUGAAAUGGAAGGCUGGCCAGCACGGAUUCGUUGCUCAAGGAUCGUCCAUCCCUGCUGUCCCAGACACCGUGGUCCGCGCCCUCAAGUACAUCGAGGAACACCCCUACAAAGAGCCCGUCAGCAAGCCUUGAUUUCGCCAGCCAAACAGAUUUUGGCUGGAUGAUGUAAUAAUAUACACGUUAUAUAUACAUACGUAUAAAAAUUGAUAAAUUCGAAUAAAUUUUACUCUACAUUUCAA